Chenopodium quinoa (quinoa) is the source of this 4496-nucleotide messenger RNA. Its product is annotated as ent-kaurenoic acid oxidase-like. Gene Ontology annotation, biological process: multicellular organism development; brassinosteroid homeostasis; sterol metabolic process. The record is from RefSeq and is a predicted model, not a curated record. Lineage: Eukaryota; Viridiplantae; Streptophyta; Magnoliopsida; Caryophyllales; Amaranthaceae. The transcript has 9 exons. The coding region runs from base 733 to 2196 and encodes 487 amino acids. Gene Ontology annotation, molecular function: oxidoreductase activity, acting on paired donors, with incorporation or reduction of molecular oxygen; monooxygenase activity; iron ion binding.
CAGACCCAUAAUUAUUCCUUAUACAAACUUGUAUUGUGACUACCUAUCAUACGUUAAAAACAAGUUAAAUCAACCAAUAGAAACAAUACACUAUGCCCGGCCCUACUAUCUUAAGGUGUAGGAUCAAAUAAUACAUCUAUAUCGAAGCGUAGCUCAAAUACUCACCACUUAAUAACACCGUCAAUCCCACAAUUAUCCCUUAUACAAACUUGUAUUGUGACUACCUAUCAUACGUUAUCAAGUAAAGUUUGGCCUAAUAGUAAGGAUAAUUAAGUCUUUCAAUCUUGAUAUUGGGGUUCAAUCUCUACAAGGGGCACUUUGAGGAUAGAAAUGUAAUUUAUCCUUCCCCCUACUCUUAAAGUGUCUAGGUCGCAAACUCAAUUGGCCUGGAUUGACUACUUGUAAGAGAUUUUGAUCCGAUAAGAAGAUUCAUUCCACCAACUUAAAAAAUAAAUAAAAAAUCAUUCCUAAGAUAUUUAGCAUGGUGCGAGAACCAAAGCACGUUAGUUUUGUGGACAAUUUAUUAUCUACAGAGUACAACUUUUGUGGCAUCAAAUACAUGCAACUUUUGUGGCAUCUAUAUAUAUACACAUUGGUUGUUAUGUAAUGUGUUAUCUUAACAUGCAUGCUAAACUAUACGUACUACUAGAUCAUCUUUCUUUUCUGUUGGUCUAUAUAUAAUAUAUAGUACGAAUAAGAUAAUCAACAAAAUAAAGAAACAAAUAAAAUACCAUGAUAAUAUGUAUUGUAUAUGUAGUGUUAUUAUUAUCCAUGAUAGGGUGGUUAUCAUGGUGGUGGAAUGAGAUAUGGUACGUUAGACCACUCAAGGCAAGGUGCUCUGCAUCCAAUGCCAUAAUGCCUCUCGGUCAUUUGGGUUUCCCUUUGUUAGGAGAGACCCUCUCGCUUCUAUGGCACUUUAAUAUUGUUAGCCGCCCUGAUGAUUUUAUCGCCUUUAAGAGACGCAAGUAUGGAUAUACUGAGGGAAUUUAUAGAACCCAUUUGUAUGGGUCUCCAAGCAUCAUAGCAUGCUCGCCGUCUUUAUGCAAAUUUGUACUCGAUUCAAGCGAUAAAUUUGCACAAGAAUGGCCGACUACCCAAGUUUUAGGGACUAAUUCUCUAAUCACGCUUAAUGAGGGCCAACGACAUGGUAUCAUCAAGAGCGUUAUUGUCAAAUCUAUCAAUCAACCUGAUUCUCUUUCGAGGAUUGUGCUCCAAAUUCAGCCUACCAUUGUUGCUGCCCUUCAAUUAUGGUCUCAAAUGCCUAAAAUUAAUGCAUUUUAUCAAGUGAAAAAGGUAACGCUUGAUUACACUAUGAGAUAUAUCGCUCAUCUUGAAUUUGGUAGCUCUCAUAUAGAUGCUAUUGAGAAGCUAUUCCAGGGCAUAGUUUAUGGCUUUCGAGCACAACCAUGGAACCUUCCCGGAACAGCUUACCAUCAUGCCCUCAAGUGUCGAAAGAAGAUUACAAAGAAGCUGAAGGAGGAGCUAGAGAAAAGGAAGCAGAAGAAUAAUGAUAGUGUUUCGGGAGAGAGUACAACAAACGAUCUAAUGGAUAGUUUAAUGCAAAUGAAGAAUGAAGAACAAAGGCAUUUAAGCGACGAAGAGGUGUUAGAUAAUGUCGUGAGCACUAUUCUCGUUGGUCAUAUUUCCAUUGCUUAUGCUAUUACAUGGUCUCUGCAAUUUUUAGCCAAUAACCCUCAUGUUCUACUCAAGCUUCGGGAGGAGAACAAGGCUAUGUUUAAAGAGAAUAGCAACGAGAGCAUCACAUAUGAAGAUAUUUCGAAGCUCAAGUACACAAAUAAGGUUGCGGAAGAAACAAUUAGGACGGCAAACCUCUCUGCCUUUGUUUUCAGGAAAGCCACUGAUGACAUUGUUUUCAAAGGUUACUUAAUACCAAAAGGUUGGAGUGUUCUUGUAUGGCUAAGGAACCUUCACAAUGAUCCAACAAAUUUUAAAGAUCCUAUGUCCUUUAAUCCAGAUAGAUGGGAAACCCGCCCAAAGCAAGGAACAUACAAUCCCUUUGGGGGAGGUUCAAGAUCUUGUGCCGGAAGUGCGCUUGUUCGAGUUUCUCUAGCCCUAUUUCUCCAUCAUUUGUCCAUUGGAUACAAGUGGGAAUUACUUAAUCCUGAUGCGAAGGUCAAGUAUCUUUCACAUCCAUUACCUAGCGAUGGCUUCGAAAUUUCAAUUUGUAAAGUUUAAUGACAUCAAAUUAAAUGUAUUGCUUUGAUUUUAAACAAAAUUAAAUUAUAUAAAUUAACAUUAUUUUGGAGUGCAGUGUAAAAUCACAGUAUUUUGAAAACUCACUUAUGUGUUAUGUCAAUAAUACAACUUCUUGGACGUCCCUUGAAGCUAGGCUAGAUCUGCAUGAGCGUGGUUGCUGCCUUGCUGGUCACACAACAACUUAUAUUAAUGUCACAACUCAAGAACAUAUGAUACAUGACACCAUGCAUUAUUUGUACAACUUUCUAAAAAGAUUAUAUAAUAUGGUUAUGUUUGCUUCAAAUUUAUGUUGUUAUUGCCACUAGGUAAAUUUACAGGUUUGACAAAAUAUACCUACUAAGAUAUUCAUACGAAGUAUAUAGCAUAAAAUCCAUGCAUAAAGAAGUUUGAACACAUUACCAAGUUAAGAAGCACAGCAACCGCCGGCAAGCGCGGCUGUUGCGGUGGACUAGCCAUCAUGCACCACCACCACCACCUCUAUCUUCUUCCAUACAUUUCCUCGCAGUAAGAUUUUAAUACUAUUCAAACUGAUUUUUAUAUGUUCCCUUGAUCUCGCAGAAUCACACCAAGGUAAUUUUCGAGUCCAUUUACCUUGUAUUAGCUCAUUAAAAUUAUCUUCUUCUUCCAAAAAUGGCGAUUUCAUCAAUUUCUCGCUUUUUCACCUCCGCAUAUAGGUAAAAAAAAACACACCAUUUUCGCUCAUUACAAGAAUCAAUUUUUCAACAGCAGAAGAAUUUUGUACCCACCUCAUAAAUUGCCCUCAAAACCCUGAAAAAACACUUGUUAAUGUUAAUGCUCAAUUAGAUGUUCAAUGUGUUACUGAGGUGUUGCGUAGAUUUUCCUUAAAUCAGCCCCAAUUAGGUCUUCGUUUUUUCAUAUGGGCUGGUUUACAGCCUAAGUAUAGGCAUACUCAAUAUAUGUAUAACUUAGCUUGUUAGUUGCUCGAAAUUCGUCGAAACUCGGGUAGGAUUAGAGAGAUUAUUGAGUGUUAUGGGGUUGAAGGGUGUCAAACUAAUGUGAAAUUGUUUAAAGUUGUUCUUAAUUUGUGUAGAGAAGCUAGGAGUGCUUAUGAGGGUUUGUGGGUAUUGAGAAAGAUGGGUGAUUUUGGUUGUCAGCCGGAUUCGACGAUGUAUAAUGUGGUUAUUGGGUUGUUUUGUGAAAGGGGGGAUCUUGAUAGGGCAAUGGGGUUGAUGAGAGAGAUGGAAUCAUGUGAUUUGUGUCCUGAUAUGAUUACCUAUAUGUCAAUGCUAAAGGGGUUUUGUUUUGCUGGGAGAUUGGAGGAUGUUUGUCAGUUGUUCAAGACUAUGAAAAGUCAUGGAUGUGUUCCGAAUUUGGUGGCAUACUCUGCACUCCUUGAUGGGCUUUGCAGAGCUGGUAGUUUCGAGAGAGCGUUGGAGUUGUUGGGUGAGAUGGAGAAAGAAGGCGGGGAGUGUACACCGAAUGUCAUUACUUAUACAUCAAUUAUCCAGACUUUGAGUGAAAAUGGCAAGUCCGUUGAGGCAUUGUCGAUAUUGGAGCGUAUGGAGAGUUUUAAGUGCCAUCCUAACAGGAUUACUAUGAGUGUGCUAAUCCAAGGUCUUUGUCGUGAAGGGUAUAUUGAAAAGGCAUUUAAACUUGUUAAUGAUGUAGUUGUUGGAGGUCAAGUCUCGAAAGAUGAGUGCUAUAGUUCUCUUGUGAAAGAGGUAGAAAAGCUGGCCAAUUAUAUGGUUGAGAAAGGGGUAACAAUCAAUUCCUCUUACAUUGAUAACAUUCACAAGCACCUUAAAGGAUCAACUGAGAUGGAGUCACUUGCACAUUGUGUAAGAUGGGAAGAUGAUACUAAAUUAUACUUCUUUUUCAAUACUGUCUUGGUUAUUAGUAUCUCUAGAGGAUCUUUGCAAGUUGUAAGAUCUAAGUACUUCCAUAGCGCCUAAAAAGCAUGCUGGUUGCACAAUCCUGGUUCAAGUACUUUGUGAGAUGUAUCUAUGCCAAAGCAGAGUUUUCAUGUUGCUAGUUGUACAGUAUACAUGGUAAGCACCUUAUUCAGUCAAUCCCCCUCUUCACUUUUUAAUGUACUACUGUUGUAAUUCAGUGUAAACAUUGAUUUUAAAGUAUUAGAUUUUAUGCUGGAGUGAUGUGAAGAAGUGUGGGCUGAUGGGAAUGAAAUGGGUUAGUCACUAGAAUGUAAUUUGACUUCUGGUCAGUUGUGAGUGUUGUAAACAAAAAAAAUCAUGAAACCAAAACACUUGCUUUUGUGCCCUGAAAUUUUGUUAUAGAAUUGACAGUGGAUUUGUACUUCA